Messenger RNA from Drosophila virilis, 10245 nucleotides. NCBI's taxonomy places the organism in Eukaryota, Metazoa, Arthropoda, Insecta, Diptera, Drosophilidae. The record is from RefSeq and is a predicted model, not a curated record.
CCCAGUUGCAUCCGAACGCUUCAGCCGUAAACGUUAUCGACACUGGCAACGCGCAAAUUAAGCUGGCCACCAUGGUGACCAAUGCGACAACCAACAAUAACAACCUGCAGGCGAACAACAACAGCUCAACGCCAAACAAUAACAACGAUGACUUUGACAUUGACCAGGACGAUGGCCUCCAGGAUCUGGGUUUGCCCGUAUCCGUGCAGACAUUCCUCUGGCGCCAAAUAGCGCCCUUUAUAAGGCCGCGACUGGGCAAACUGCAUGAGGCCAGCUGCAUGUUUUGUCAACACGCACCGGGACACCAUGAAUCCAAAGAAGCCUGCAAGUCCUUUGAGAAGGUGCUGGUCCAGAAUAUUCAGUUCGGCCUCUCCCCGCCGUUAACUAAGGCCCUGGGCGCCAUUCCACGUUGGCGUCUUCUACAGGGCGCCCUGCCGCAUGUCAUGCACGCCUGCGCAGCUUUACUUUACUGCCGCGUAAAGGACAUGCAGGCCAUUGGGCCGGUCGAAACCAAGCUGCUGUACACUAUGCAAUGGAUAUUACUCUAUGCAGCUGAGGAAUGCGCCGAUGACGAAGGAGGCGAUGAUCUGGGCUUGGCUGAAGCUGCAGAGCCCAAGCCCAAGGCUAUGGAUCAGUAUUUGUUCUCGGUGCCAACUAUAACGCUCUUUGUGUAUCUGUUUGCGCCCAUCAUACAUCAUCUCAAAGAAUCGGACUUUCAAAACUUUCGCCUGGAGAAUGGCAUUAAACUGUGGCAGGGCAUGUGGGACAAUCGAGCACCGGGUGCUCCAUGUUUCACCGCGCCCGUGAAGCCCAAAGCCCGCAACUUGCUGUGCGCACCCACGCCAAAGGGUUCGACGGAUGUGUUUCAGGGUCGCAAGCAUUCCCUGGGACCCGACGCCAUGUCCCCCAAGGCGGACUCGCCGCAGAGCGGCCUCACUGACUACGGCCCGCAGGAUGAGGAGGGCUCCUGGGUGUCUUCGCCCAAGGAAUUUUUCCCAGAGACCAUACCCGAAGAGGCUUCCAGCGUCGAGGACGAGCGUGUUGUCAUCUUUAGGCUGCCCUCCGCACCGCAGCUCAUGGAUAACUCUUUCUUUACGGCUGAUGCCAGUUUGCUACAGCAGCAGCAGCAACAGCAGCAAUCGCAAAGCCGUCGGGGCAGCCAUCAAUCAAUGAACUCACGUGACAAAGAGAAGGCACCUUCCACCAAGUUUGAGUUUGAUCAACAGGAAUUGACGCGUGGCGCUUCCAUGAAGGAGAAACGCAGCGCCUCCAUUGAAAAGGAAUCGGAAACGGAUAAAUCUGAGAGUGCCAAAGCGGAUGUCUCGGCUGCCACCUUUCUGGAUGUAGCCGUACUCAGAUGCCUCUUCAUCUCGCACUGGCAGGAAGAAGGCAUCUUCUGGAGCCUACAGUACCUUUACAACAGACUCAGCGAAAUUGGCGAGGAUGCAGCCAUCACAUUGAAUCAGCCACGAAAACGCUCCAACUCGCUGCCCAUACCACAAAUCGAGAUUUCACUGUACCAGGGUCCGGGCAGCAACAGUCGGGAUAGUCCGGGCAGCUCUGUGGUCAAGGAUUACAUUGAAAUACCCGAGCCAGCAGCAACUGUGCAGACCGGUGUAGUUGAGGAGUCUCCGACCAUGCCUAGCACUUCGGAACGUCGGGGCAGCGAGAAAAAGAAGCGUGUAAAAAUGGCCGAUCUACGGGCAUUUGUGGAAACGAAAAUGUUCUCGAAAUCGGAAAAGAACUUGGAAAAAGUAGGGCUCGAUACAAACUCUGCCAAUGGCAAGAAUCCACUGCAACAUGCAGAAUAUCAUCGUAGCCUCGACACGGGAGAGAAGAAACUGUCACGAUCUGCCUCAAUGAUAACCCGAGAGCCAGCCAGUAAUCUCAUCAAGGGAAAGUCUAUGCCCAGCUUAAGCUGUCUGCUUGAUAGCGGAUUUUACAGAUACGUAGAACCGCCGAAGGCGUCAAGGCCACCACAGGCCACGUGUCCACGAUCCACAGCUUUCUAUCCACGCAAUCCCAUCAUCACCGUUACAGAGCAUACGCCCACCCCGUCGCCGGAUUAUAUGAAGCGACAGGGCUCAAUUGAUUCACAGUUGGAUGCACUGAGCAAUGGUGGUAGCAUUGCUGGCGCUGGUGGUAAUGGCAGCGCUGGUGGUGGCAGCAGUACCACGCGCAUUCGCGGACCCAUGCUGCGCUCACACACGGACUCCCACAUUGACUAUACGGGCGUGGAUGAGUCGGAGGCGCCAGGCUCCUCCUUCUAUAUAACUCGCGAUGGCGGCAUCGACUAUGAGAUCGUUCUGCUGGCCGUCAGCAGCGUGUUCAAGCGGGAUCCGUCCCAGGUCUGCUCGCUGCGCGUGCUGGAGGCGGGCCUAAAUAUCUGCGAGCUGCUCAUCGAGAUGGGCGUCCUUAAGCUGGGCGAGCAUGCGCAUGAGAUAUCGAUGGGCAUAACACGACGUGCACUCCAGGUGCUGGGCUGUCCCCAUGGCUGCAACGAUGGUGUUCGCGGUCCUCCCGCUGAUUUUCUGCGUAAUCAGUGCCAGAAGAUUAUCGCGCGUAUGUUGCGCCAGGCCGGGCAGCGCACCAAACGCUAUCUCCAGGAGAUGGUCAGGAUGUCGCCGCUUCCGGAGCUCAUUGAUUAUUUUCAUGCAUUUCUGGCUUUCUGCGUGGAUCCCAGUUCGUUGCUGUCGCCUUUGACUCAUAAACGUCAGAGUGGAUAUAAAAAUGUUAACACCGAUCUUGGCGGUGUACCAGGUCAGGGCGGCUAUUCCACAAAUUUUAGCGGCGGCAUGAGCGGCGGCGCCGAGGGUCAAGUGGUUGGCGCCAUAUUCAAGCAGCUUGUCAGUCGGUUUGUCGAUGCCAGCAAGGAUCUCAAAUUGCCGGAGAAUGUUGCACUCUAUGGCGACAUACGCCAGCUGGUCACCUAUGUAAAGGGCGCACAUGGUGGUCCAUUUCGCUUGGUGGCACUCAGCGGCAUAUUGGCGGUGACGCCGCGUCCCCACAAGAAGGGACCCACAGCACAGACCACCAGGGUAAUAAGGCACAUACCCCAGGCAAAUGCUACGCAAGUGGUACAGAAUGACGACAAUCGUUCGCAGCGCCGGCUGCUGCUCAAGAAACGCAGCACAUCCUCUGCCUGCGCCGUGAGUUUGCUGGAGACGGAGCCGUGCGAUGAGCACUACAAGACCAGCCAAUCGCCACUGAGCAACUUUAGGCGCCGCACAACUGGCGUCCGACCCACCCUGACACCAAGGCACAGUGAGCGAGCGCUACUCUCCGAUUCCACGUCCAGCUCAGAACGCAAUUCGCUGGGACGGCUCAGCGGCUUGGUGCGCUGGUUUCGAGGCACGCCCAAAGAGGCGUCAUCGAUUGACCUGGAGAUAGGCUCGCUAAAUCCCGAGAUAUCCUCCACAUUCAUGCGGCAUGCCUCGCUGAAGAUUCAACGGGGUCGUUCCAGCGACGGCAUCGGCCGUUCCAUACAGCGCGCCAAGCGACGCGUCGAGCGACGGCUGAACCGUUUCGGCGGAAUUGUGAAGGGCAAAAAGAAGGUGGGCGGCAUCGAAGAGACAGCGGAUUACAGUCGACGCAGCUCGUCCGACAUGUGCGACGGCCCGCGUGAAUCCGAGGUGGUCAUACUCAAAGAGCGCAAACUGGUGCCUACUGAGCCGGUGCGCGUUGGCAUGCUCCGCUUAUCCUUUCUGCUGGAGACAUGUGCGCCAGGCACCUUUCCAGAUCCCCAGCUGAUUGCAGCCGUCUUGGAUUUGCCCCAAGCGCCGUUGAUCACGCGUGCCACCUUUUUGCUGGAGUGCGCACACUUUGUGCAUCUGUGCAACAAGGGUCAGUGGCCCAUUUGGAUGAAGCAGAAUGUUGGCGGCUAUCGUGCCUCAGGCGCCAACAUAAAUCCCUCACAGAUGAAGCAACAGGUCAGCCAGACGAGUGCCCGGCGCACACACAUUCUGCUGCGUGCCGCGGGCAAAAUGUUUCAUCAGUGGGCGGAGAUGGUGGGCGCGCGUCUCGAGGAGCUGCUCUUCACCGAACGACUGCAAUACGAGGCGUUGAAUGCAAGUCUAACGGAUCCAGAGAAACAGCGCGAGCUCCUGCAGCAGGAUGAGGAGGAGGAUUUUCUGGACGAGACCUCUGUUAAUCCGCAUGGCAAUGACUGCCCGCAUGCACUCAAGCUAAUUGCCUGCGUGCUGCUUUUCGAGAUUACGGCUUUUUUGCGAGACACCUAUAUCACACUGCCCAAAACAUCGAAGAUGCUGCACCGCGACCGGCCCGCACCCUGGGAGAAGGUGUACCGUGAGGCCAAUAGACGCUGGUCCAUGGCGCUCAGCUCCAUGGGCCACUCGCAGACCUCUGCACAGAGCCUGCAGUCCAUAGCAGCGGGCAACGAUGGCGCCGGCCAAACGGAGCGCAAAAUCUCCUUUGUCCUGCACGAGCCGGACAACGAAUCGGAAAACAGCAGCAACACUACCCUAACCAAGGAAGGCAAGGAGGGCGAGGAGGCAGCUCGUCGUCCUACCGCCUCGACAGUGCGUCCGUUCCUGCUGCGACGCGGCACGGCCACCACAACUGGCGGUUCCUUUAAGCGUCGCUCGCUCAAGCUGCGUCGAAAUACCAAGGACAGCAAGGAUAUUGAAACAGAUUUCAACAUGCAGUCGCGGCGUAAGGUUUCCUCGCUUUCGGACCGCAGCGAUACCUCCGAGCAAGGCGUCAUCAGUGGGGGCGAGGAAUCGCCGGGCAUACUCAGCGAUGAUCAGCAGCCGGAAUCGCCAACAGACUCUAAUGAGAACGACGACACGGCCAAGAACAUGCCCUGGCUAAAAGCUGUCAUUGAUCUGUUAACCAGCUACAAUUACUACUGCACUCACAGGGGCUACUGUCAUCCCUUCUGCUACAAGCGGCACAUGCGCUCCUGCACCCGGCUGAUUAAGGCAACGCGUAAGGUUUAUGGUGAGGAAUUCGGUUUCACUUUCGAUGCGGAUCAUCCCAACGUGGAGCCCACUGUCAUUAGCUCCAGCAAGGGCACAGCUCGACCUCGUUCGACCCGCAAAGUGUCAGAGCAAAGCUCCACACAAACGUCUCCGUCCAAGCGCAAGGACAGUUUGUCCCGUAAAGAUCGCAUCAGCGAUGAUCCGGACAUUGAAAUGGCUGAGAAACUGGCGCGCGCCUUUCGCCAGGAGAAGGAAAAGAAACUGCAGGAGGAGCCACCUAUACUGAAGUUCAUACGCAUUCACAUACGCAAUCUGUUCCACUUUCCGCUGACCACCAUGCUGAAGGGCGCGGUGGUGCUCACCGAGGAGCUGGUAAUUGAGGCCAUGCCAGCCGCUUGGGAGCUGCUUCUGGAGACCAACCACGACACAGCCACCUCCAGUGCGGCUGUCUUCCUUAUGGGCUCGGUGAAGGCACAAAAUUUUGCCUUUGACAUUAUGCAGCGCGCCCUGAAGCACAAGAAUCCGGAUAUACGCAUUGGUGCGAUUCAGCGCUAUCUUGUGCUUUGGAAAUGCCGCUUUCAUGUCUGGCCACGCAUGGAGGACAAUGCGCACGAUGCUACCUUUAAGGUGCCACCAGGAGGCAUAGAGUUUACGCUGCCCUCGCCCAAAAUAGGCAUCGAGAGUCUGCCCGUUGUGGAUCCGCCCUGGAUGCCCGUCCAGCAGACCAAGGAUAUGGAUAUGACACUCAACCAGGACAGACAUCGUUCGCUGGUGACCGCCACGAAGAGCCGCAAAAUGCAACAAACGGAAGCGAUUCGGAAUGCUCUUCGCCAGCAGCGUGACAAACAGCGCGCGGAGAGGCACAGCUUUCUCAUCACCAUGAUACCCAUCAGCCAGCAGGCGUCUCAUGAGCCAGGCAUGGAGCAUGAGGAUCAUGAAAUAGAGGAGGAUCUGGAUGGCACACGUGCCUCUUCGCACCUACAUCACGCCCACUCGCUGUUUCCAUCUGUGCUGUGCUCCUCUGUAAUGCAGAUUGUGGGCUGUCUGGAUGAUGCAGCCAUUGGCUCCGAUGGCAAUGCCGUUUACGAGGUGGCCUAUCAGGUAAUCUGGGUAUGCCUGGUUGAGGAGUCAGCCUUGUUCUUGCGCUAUGUGUUCGAGCGCCUCACACGCGAUCGCCAGGAUCAGAUGUUCAAGCUGUUGCGACAUUUAAUACGCUUCGUGCCGCGCCUGCCGCAACAGGCCGCAUUUGCCCUCUACAACUCCAUCAUUGGCUAUAUAAUGUUCUAUGUGCGCUCCUCCAAUGAGCUCAAACAGGAGCUGGUGGGCUCUGCUUUAUCCGUUCUGUGGAUGGUGGUGCACUCGGUGCAUGGCAUCAUGUUCAAGGAUCUGAAGCAAAUAUUGCGCAAGGAGCAGUGCGAUGCAUCCAUUCUGCUCACAGCCAAUGUGCCUGCCGCCAAAAAGAUUGUGGUGCACGGCCCGGCGGAUGAUGACUACAAUAUACCCUCGCAGUUUCCUGUGCAGGAGGACACGCUAUUCUGCCAACUGCUGAAGGAAGCUUUAGACUAUUAUCCCAUCGAUGAGAAAAGCAUUACGCAUUACUGCCUGGUCGACUACAAAAGCAACAAAAUACUCAAUCCCAACUGGUAUAUACGGGAUCUUUACUUCUUCAAGCGCUCACAGUAUCCAGAGGUGCGUUUAAUGCUUAUGCGCCCGGAGGAGUCCUUUCUGGCACUGCAAAAACAGGAGCUAACGAAAAAAUUUGUCGAAAUUGGCAAGGUGCAUUUAACCUGGGCUAUACUCAAAAAUGUGGACAUGGUUGUCCAGCGAGUUGUUUUUCUGCACGAGGAGCUAAUGAAGUUGCCGUCGUUUCCGCGCAAGGCGCUCGAAGUGGAUCUAGAUCUGCAUCAUGGUGGCGAAUAUGGCAAGGUGCUGCUCGGCCUGGACGUGCUGCACAAGUUCAUGUGGGUGCGUUUGAUAGCCCGCAUGUUUGAGGCCAUGGCUGGCAACUUUGCCUACUCGGCGGACAUACAGCUGUUCCUAAACGUGCUCUCCGGCGCAUCCAUACUGCAUGCUGAGGACUCAUGCAUCAUGCGCUAUGUGAUGGCUACAUUCAUCAAUGCUGCCUUCAACUUUAAGAACAUAUUCUCCACGAAUGGCUAUUUCAUGAUCAUGCCCACUUUGCUUCAGGUGUACUCCCUCCAUCAGACCAACAAGCUAAUCACCACUACCAUCGAGUACGCCGUAAAACAGUUCUAUCUUCUCAAUCGGAAGCCCUUCAUCCUGCAGAUGUUUGGCUCCGUUUCGGCUAUACUAGACACGGAUGAGGAUGGCACCUAUGGCGAGGCACAUAAGGUCCAAUCCAGCUGCUUGUUCAAUCUGCUGCUCAGCCUUGAGGAUCCCUCACCAGAUCCGUUGAAUAUAGCCGAACUGGUCAAGGAACCAAAGCCCCUUAAAGCCAUUGACUUUUGUUAUCACGACGAGGACGACGAUGUCACCGUGCUGGACUGCAUCACUCUGUGCGUAAUGGUCGUCUCAUACUCGGCAGAGAGCACGCGUGGCUACCAAAUGCUGAUCAUUUUGGAGGCAAUACUGCCCUGUUAUCUACAGCAGAUCCAAUCUCCCAGCUAUAUACCACUGCAGGGAAAAUCCGAACGGGAUAUAAUACUCCAACUGGCUGUAGCCAUACGCACCAUGGUGCAUAACUGCGAGGGCCUGGCCAAGAGCUACAAUGGGCCCUAUCGCAACAGUCCGGAGCAUAAGGGUUCGUCGCAGCGCAACUGCAGUCGCGGACCGCCCUGCUCGCCGGGCAUGGACUUUGAGGAGGAAUCGCAUACGAAAUAUGCAACAGAUCCGCGAACUAAAAACAUGAUGGACUCUGCCGAGGAUUCGGAAAUGAUACGCACCGAGUACCGACGUCCCAGGGAUGUUCUGCUCUCCGUUGUCGCUGAUUUUCUAAUCAAGUCCACCACACGGCUAUUCGAGCUGGCCAAGAAGCUGCCGGCGAACGAUAGCAAGCCCACAGAGGUGCUGGACGCCAAAUGUCACAUACGCUUGGCGGAUAUUGCGCAUUCGCUGCUGAAGGUGUCACCCUACGAUCCUGAGUCCAUGGCCUGUCGUGGCCUGCAGCGGUACAUGCAGUCGGUGCUGCCGCGGGCCGAGUGGUCAAAUGAUACACUCCGGAAUGCUUUAGUAACGGUGCUUCGCCGUAUCGACAAGGUGUUUCUUAAGAUAUCCAAGAAGCCCUCGAUACGCCGCAAUACGGACUGGGAGGCGGCCGCCGGACUACUCAAGGGUAUACACGAGACAAUCAUUAGGCAUCCUUAUGUCCUGCACUGGCAGCAGAUGAAGACUCUGAUCUCAACCGUGCAGAAUCUGAUUGUCAAUGAGCCGGGCAGCGGCGGCAUACCCGAGGGUGUGUCCAGCGCAGGUGCAGCGCUCAUGUCUCAGAAUCCGCCGGCCUUUUUCUGCUCGGCGGUGGUGCGCCUGGUGGCGCUACAGGUGGUCAGUCCCGUUGACUGUUUCUCGCUGGUCCAAAUCUGCGGCGGCAGCGCCGAGUUUGCCACGCAGGAAAAGGCCGAAGGAUUUCUAAUGCAUCUGAUCAUGCCACUGUGCUUGAAAGUCUGCUCCGGUCGUGGCGUCUCUGAUGUGGGCGAGCUAAAGAUGAGCGAUGUCUCUUUUCUGCUCACCGCCGUUCUGAAUGCCAUGAGUCCGCCGGCUGGCCGCACCGGCCAGGUGGUAUCCCAAAUCAAUCGUGUCACUGGAGAUUUGCGCGCCGGCUCCUUGACCUUUACGGGCAGCCGAGAUGCCAAGCGUCCGGCUCGCAUCUCGGGCUCACUCUAUCAGGCCGCGUUCCUCGCAUUGCGCAUCGUUUGCAUCUGCUUUGAAAAUCGCCUAUCCAGCGAAUGGCCACGUAUUGUGCGCGUCAUGCGUGACCUAGGCAGGCGCAACGAGGCGGCGCCGGAUCUUUGGAGCUUCAUGGAAUUCGUAGUCACACACCGCACGCCGCUCUACAUCGUCCUGCUGCCCUUCAUAUUGCACAAGAUAUCGCAACCACCCAUUGGCGAUCACGAGCGGCAUAUGCAGUUCAUAAUUAGAGAACGUCUGCGGGGCACUCCGCCGCAGGGCGGGAUGAAGUCGAAGGGUGCGUUACUGCUUGAGCUGGCCCGCGAGCUGCGCGACCUGCGCGACGAACUGGAGGACAAACGCUAUGCCUCCACAGAUCGCGAGAGCUCCGAGCAGAAGAAAAGCGAUACGCCCGCAGCCACAAGCGCUGCGGAUGUGCACAAGUCACAGCAGAGACCUUCGCUUAUAUCCAUAUUCACGGGCACUACCACCGGCCAGGCCACACAUUCGCAUGUCUCCGCUGUGCCCAUCGAUUCACGCAGCGGCUCUGGCGGCAUAUGCACGCCCAGCGAUACACUCUCCCAGCAAACGCUGCAUCCACCACGUGAAUCGCUGUCCAGCAGCUCCACGAACCGUGAUCCACAUACCACGACCAGUGACAGCCAGAGCGGCGAGGGCGCUGCGGGCUCAGCGCCUACGCUAGUGGGUCAAACACCUAGCUGCGGACCCAGCGGUUCGGGACAUGGCAUGACCGCCGUCUCACCGCUGCCGCACUCGCAGUCGCUGCAGCAGGCGCCGUUCAAGGCACAGCCUCCCAAAUUGCGUUUCGUUUCAUCUGUGGAAUUCCGACACUCCUCCGGCGAGACCUCAACGACGCCACUCUCACCUGAGAGCCCCGCCGAAGAUAGUUCAGGCGAUCACACACGCUCGCGCCUGCAACGCUCAAAGGCAGCCAGUCGCAAAACGUUUCGGCUCAAGCGCAGUCGCCUGACGCCCAUAGAGCCGCCCAGCAUUGUCACGUCACUCUCACAGGAGGAGCAUCAACCUAAGGCCAUUGGCGAAAUAUCCUGGGACUCGGUCUCACAAACAUCAUCCACAUCUGGCUAUCGAGAUAACAACAGCCUGCAGACGGGUCUGCUCUCUCCGGACGGCUCGCUCGGUGGGCUCACACUGGGCCGCUCGCCCUCGCAGCACUCGCUGCUGAUGGUAUUCGAGGGUCAGGACGAGGACACGCUUAUUUAACAAUCACAGAACGGCGACCGAGCCUACGAGCUUUAGGACAGCCUGAACGUAACACUAAAUUAACCACAGAUAUUUUAGCUAGCCUUAACAAUUCGUAGAAAAAUAAAAAAAAGUUAUUGUUAAGUUUUUUAUACUUAAGAUUAGUUGUUUUUCAGUAUGCUUGUGUGUAGUUGAAUUAGGAAAUAAAUAAAUUAAAUUGGUAGCGGUUCACAACCUUGAA